GAGGCAUACAGUUAAAUAGUGCGGAAGUGGGAAACAGACAUGCUUAUGCGCGGAACCCAGACGCACCCUUAACUCUAUUUUACUAAAAUCCUUCUGAAAUCCGGCCUGAGCGCUGUCACUUGUCCUGUCUGACACUUAUCUCACCCAACAUCCAAAUUCCAAACCAGCCAAAGGCGUCCUCUCGGGCUCCGAGGGAAGCAAAAUCUAAAAGCACAUAAAGACACAGACAUAGAGAGACGUUAGACAGAGGAACGUUACAACUUCGUAAGCUCCGUAUAUACGAGAGUUACUGAAGUGAAGCCAAGUUGAAGAUAAAAUCUCCGUCUUUUGCUCAGCUCUAAGAGAAAGGGCGAUUUUUGAGCAAUGGCAGCCGGAUUUCAGAUUACUUUUGCCAUUUCUUUGUUGCUUCUGCUUCUGGGAUUUUGCAGAGGAAGUACCAUUGGAGUUUGCUAUGGAAGAAAUGCUGAUGACCUCCCAACACCUAAUAAAGUAGCACAGCUAGUUCAACAGCAUAACAUCAAAUAUCUAAGGAUUUAUGAUUCUAAUAUUCAGGUCCUCAAAGCUUUUGCAAAUACUGGAGUUGAACUCAUGAUUGGGGUUGCAAAUUCAGAUCUAUUGCCUUUUUCCCAGUUUCAAUCCAAUGCAGACACCUGGCUAAAGAACAGCAUCCUUCCUUACUAUCCAGCCACUAAGAUCACGUACAUAACCGUUGGUGCUGAAGUCACAGAAAUCCCGGGUAAUAUCUCUAAACUAGUUGUGCCUGCAAUGCAAAAUGUCCUCACGGCGUUAAAAAAAGCUGGUCUGCAUAAAAGGAUUAAAGUCUCAACUACCCAUUCUCUCGGGGUUUUGUCCAGAUCAUUCCCACCCUCUGCAGGGGCCUUUAAUAGCAGCUUUGCUUUUUUGCUGAAACCCAUACUGGAAUUUCUUGUCGAGAACCAGUCACCUUUUAUGAUAGACAUAUAUCCAUACUAUGCAUAUAGAGAUUCUUCCACUAAUGUGUCUCUAGAUUAUGCUCUAUUUCAGUCAUCCUCAGAAGUCAUAGAUCCAAACACUGGCUUGCUUUACACAAACAUGUUUGAUGCACAGAUUGAUGCUCUUUACUUUGCACUUAUGGCUCUGAAUUUCCGAACAAUCAAGAUUAUGGUAACUGAAACUGGCUGGCCCUCCAAAGGUUCACCCAAAGAGACGGCUGCAACCCCGGAUAAUGCACAGACUUAUAACACCAAUCUGAUCCGACAUGUCAUCAAUGAUACAGGCACUCCUGCAAAGCCUGGAGUGGAGCUAGAUGUGUAUAUUUUCUCAUUGUUCAAUGAGAACAGGAAACCUGGUUUGGAAUCUGAGAGAAAUUGGGGGUUAUUUUAUCCAGACCAGACAAGCGUCUAUAACCUGGAUUUAACUGGAAAAGGUGCUGUUGAUAUGACACCAGAUUCAAAUGUUACAAGUCUGAAUGGUACUACAUGGUGCAUAGCCUCUACCAAGGCUUCUGAAAUGGAUUUGCAGAGUGCAUUAGAUUGGGCAUGUGGCCCUGGGAAUGUGGACUGCUCUGCUAUUCAGCCUAGCCAGCCUUGUUUUGAACCAGAUACUCUACUCUCUCAUGCAUCUUAUGCGUUUAACAGUUACUACCACCAAAAUGGGGCUUCCGAUAUUGCUUGCAGUUUUGGAGGGAAUGGGGUCAAAGUUGAUAAAAAUCCAAGCUAUGACAAUUGCUUGUAUAUGACCGCAGGUGCAAACAAAACUGCAGCCAGUAAUGCAACAGCAAUAUCUUCUCCUUCUUCCUCUACAUGCAAUGUGGCCUUUACAUGGACUACAAGUUUUUUACUUAUGACUUUUCUGUCCACCGUCCUGAAUAUUGAAGAAUCUGUUAAGAGUUUGAUACUAAUAUGAGAGCUGUGUCUUUGAGGUGGAGGAGAGAUGGUGACUAGACAAUUUUCCACGGAAGCUUGAUGGGAGAAAAUGUAUCUGCUGUGGAGGAAUUUGCCCUCUGGUUUUGUAAGAUAUUGAUAAUUAUCACCGUUUCAUUCUAGUAGUAAAAUAUAAUUAUAAUGCAGCUUUCGAUUGUUGCAAAUCGCCUGUAUUAAAGGGCUUGCAGUUGCGAGUUGCUGUUUCAGAUUCUACAAAUCUAAUGCAUUCCUCUGCUCCACUAAAAUGACUUUAGUAGUAGCAGGGAUUCUUUAA
Messenger RNA from Mangifera indica (mango), 2175 nucleotides. Its product is annotated as glucan endo-1,3-beta-glucosidase 13-like. NCBI's taxonomy places the organism in Eukaryota, Viridiplantae, Streptophyta, Magnoliopsida, Sapindales, Anacardiaceae. Gene Ontology annotation, biological process: carbohydrate metabolic process. The transcript has 4 exons. The record is from RefSeq and is a predicted model, not a curated record. The coding region runs from base 364 to 1884 and encodes 506 amino acids. Gene Ontology annotation, molecular function: hydrolase activity, hydrolyzing O-glycosyl compounds. Gene Ontology annotation, cellular component: plasma membrane.